CAAUGCACCACACCCUAACCCACAAAAUUUGCUGGGGAUUAAGAUCCCCAAAACAUCUAUCUAGGUGAUAUAGUGAAACAAAUUCAAUAAUCAGAGGCCUCACAUCAAAAUACACACAAGUGCCAGACCACCAUAUUGGAUCCCUAGAUGUCCCACAUCUCAAAAGUUCAGAGGUUUUAGGAAAAGUGAAUGAGAUUAACCUUGUUUUUUUUUUUUUUUUUGGCUGAUUUUGUUGACUUUGUUGAUUAUUUCACAAAGACCAGGUACAAUCCCCUACACUGGGCAAGAUGGAGUAAUUGUCUCAAUAACUGGUGUAAUUUUGCAUGUUUGGGUCAAUGUGUGGCCAUCAUAAACAUACACAAACUUCAUUCAAUGCCAUACAAACUUGUGUGUUUUUACAACUAAGAAAAACCAUUAAACUGUUCAAAGAAACAAAUCAUUUUGAGAUUGGUAAAGAUCUAAAACCAUGUCAAAGUGAUGGAUUUGAAACCACAAGAGAGCCUUAUUUUGACUGUAUCUGUGUUAAAUGUGUCCGAUACUCCACAGGUUUGUCUUUCUAGGUGGAACAUUGUUGCCAUUCCACAUCUUGGUGUGGUGACAAUAAGGUGGGGGUUAUGUUCAGGUGCUUUGCAUUCUCAUUUUAAUUUUGCACCCUAAUGAUUCACAGCUAGAGUCAGAGCUGCAAGGCAAAGCUGUCUGACUGGUUUCUUGUAAAUAGGAAAAAAGGAGGCAGAUACUAAAGUUAAACCAGUCUGUUUAUCAGAGUGAAACUAUAUCUCUUAGCUUUGCCAGUUUUUUUUCUUCCACCUUUUUCUCUGACAUGCUGUACAGUGCUAUGCAUUCCUUUUCUCUGGUUUGAAAAGUCUCUGUGUAAACAUGCGUCUCAUAGAAACACAUUAAUCGUUUGAUCUCUAUGCUGUGUUUUUAAAGGGUGUAAUUAGUGGUCAGUUUCUCAGAUCAUUCAGUCGGUAUGUACUGAAAAAAAAUACUUGAUCAUUACAGGGACUGGAACAUAUUUGCCUUUUUCAAACAUCGACACAUUCACUUACAUAGACUUACAUAAACAUUUUGUUUACAAAAGGCUUUUAUCUGUUUUUUUUUUAACUGACAUUUUCCAGUCUGUAAGAAAUGAGGUCUUCAAAGCAUGAUGUUUAUAAUUAUACAGUUAUUUUUUUUAGCAAAUCAAAUGUAAAGCUUGAAAUUAGAAGUUGGAGACACUGUCAAUAUGUAAAUCUUAUCCUUUAUGUUAUGAUUCUCCCUGUUUUCUCAGUUCAGCUCUGUGUGGUGUUCUUGAUCUUAAUUUUAAUGAUGUAUGUGUGCUUCUUGGGUUUUCCUCCCCAAUGAGCUUGAGAUGAGCAUUCCCUCAGGAGAAGCUGCUGCCAGGCGCUUCAUUUAUGUACGCCAUGCUGCGCGCCUCUUCGCCAUCCUCUUCCACUUGCUUUGCUCGUUCCAAAAACUGAUUGUCAGCCACCUGUGAGACAGGUAUAUAAUGAACAAAGCACAGAUGUGGCAAACAAAAAAUUAGUUCUUAGCAACCUCUGUUAUGCACACACGCAAACUGCUCCACCCCAUAUCCAUUUCCACCCAACUUGACUGGCUUGGCUUGUUAGUGCUUACACCCGCACCUGUUUGCCAAGUCAUCUGUCAGACAGCCACAGACUUUCUUUCCGUUUACACUGGACAUACUCAGUGACACACUUACCUAACUGAGUGGACAUUGCUCAGCUGGGUAUUAGAGAUAUCAGGCAUCCUGUACAGAAAGCAGAACCCCCCUGGAAAGACCAUGUCAAAAGAUUCUAUCCUGCUUCUCCAAACUGAAAAUGCACUGAUCAAGGGAGACAGAGCAGCUGUCUUUCGUACCACCAAAGUCCGGACCAAGCUGAAGGGAGAUGCCAGCUGGUUGCAGCGUCGAGAUGAACCUCAGGAUAAAACUCCGGAGGAGAAACCUUGGGUAGCAGAAGUUAGAGCCAGUCGCAUGAACGAAGCGCCUAAUGACACAAGCCCAGUUUCCUCACCAACAAAGUCCCCACCACCUGCAACAUCUGACACUGAGAGUAAAGCAGCAACACCAGGAUACCUGAUCAGGGGCAUUUUCACAAAACUAGACAACACUGCUUCUACCACAACAUCUAAUGGCAUUAACACAACAACACAAUUCACCAAAAAACCUUCAGAGAGCUACAAGAAAAUAGCCCCCCAUACUGUGAGGCCCACUUCAGAGAACCAGGAGGGACAGCUUAGCCCAGAGGAGCAGGAAAAACGGACAGAGGCCGCUAGUAAUGUUCUGACGAUAUCUUCAGUCAAGAAGCGGUCUUAUGUGCUUUCUGCUGCUAAGAAAUAUGAAGCUAAAGAAACAUCACCAGAUACAUCACUGACCAACAACAGUCCAUCAUUUGUGGCUACAAGGGUGGAGAUUUCUGAUGAUGAGAGCACUGAGACUCCAGCUCCUGCCAACAAUGAGUCUCCAUCCCCCGUUGAUUCUGCCACAUCUGCUGCCACUACGCCCCAGCCCAAACCACAGAAUAUAGGUGUGAAGACAUCUGUUGAUUUGGCUGUUAAUGAGCCAGAGGCUCCAAAGGUGGAGAAAGGCAUGCCAGAACCUGUGAAAGGUGACCUCCUUCUGCAGUCUGUGAAGGAAAAAGACCCACUUCAAUAUGUGAAACAAGGUUUCGACAAGGUGGAUAAGGUGGCUUCUACAGAGCCACAACCCAAGGAGUCAGGAAUCUCAGGGCAGCUUGACACCCCACUGGUUAAACUUUUACCACCAUCAAAAAUUUCACCUACUCCAGAGUCUCCUGUCCCACCUUCAAACAAACCAGAGUCAACUAAACCAGCAUCUUCUGUCCCACCUUCAGACAAACCAGACUCAACUAAGCCAGCAUCUUCUGUUCCACCUUCAGACAAACCAGAUUCGACUAAGCCAGCGUCUUCUGUUCCACCUUCAGACAAACCAGAUUCGACUAAGCCAGCGUCUUCUGUUCCACCUUCAGACAAACCAGACUCGACUAAGCCAGCAUCUUCUGUUCCACCUUCAGACAAACCAGACUCGACUAAGCCAGCGUCUUCUGUCCCACCUUCAGACAAACAAGACUCGACUAAGCCAGUGUCUUCUGUUCCACCUUCAGACAAAUCAGACUUGACUAAGCCAGUGUCUUCUGUUCCACCUUCAGACAAAUCAGACUUGACUAAGCCAGUGUCUUCUGUCCCACCUUCAGACAAAUCAGACUCGACUAAGCCAGUGUCUUCUGUUCCACCUUCAGACAAAUCAGACUUGACUAAGCCAGUGUCUUCUGUCCCACCUUCAGACAAACCAGACUCGACUAAGCCAGCGUCUUCUGUUCCACCUUCAGACAAAUCAGACUUGACUAAGCCAGCGUCUUCUGUUCAACCUUCAGACAAACCAGACUCGACUAAGCCAGCGUCUUCUGUUCCACCUUCAGACAAACCAGACUCGACUAAGCCAGCGUCUUCUGUUCCACCUUCAGACAAACCAGACUCGACUAAGCCAACAUCUUCUGUCCCACUUUCAAACAAACCAGACUCGACUAAGCCAGCGUCUUCUGUUCCACCUUCAAACAAUCCAGACUCGACUAAGCCAGCGUCUUCUGUUCCACCUUCAGACAAACCAGACUCGACUAAGCCAGUGUCUUCUGUUCCACCUUCAGACAAACCAGACUCAACUAAGCCAGCAUCUUCUGUUCCACCUUCAGACAAACCAGACUCGACUAAGCCAGUGUCUUCUGUUCCACCUUCAGACAAACCAGACUCAACUAAGCCAGCAUCUUCUGUUCCACCUUCAGACAAACCAGACUUGACUAAGCCAGCAUCUUCUGUUCCACCUUCAAACAAACCAGACUCGACUAAGCCAGCAUCUUCUGUUCAACCUUCAGACAAACCAGACUCAACUAAGCCAGCAUCUUCUGUUCCACCUUCAAACAAACCAGACUCGACUAAGCCAGCAUCUUCUGUUCAACCUUCAGACAAACAAGACUCAACUAAGUUAGCAUCUUCUGUUCCACCUUCAGACAAACCAGACUCGACUAAGCCAGUGUCUUCUGUCUCACCUUCAGACAAACCAAAUUCGACUAAGCCAGCAUCUUCUGUUCCACCUUCAGACAAUCCAGACUUGUCUAAGCCAGCAUCUUCUGUCCCACCUUCAGACAAACCAGACUUGACUAAGCCCGCAUCUUCUGUUUCACCUUCAGACAAACCAGACUCGACUAAGCCAGCAUCUUCUGUCCCACCUUCAGACAAACCAGACUCGACUAAGCAAGCAUCUUCUGUUCCACCUUCAAACAAACCAGACUCGACUAAGCCAGCAUCUUCUGUCCCACCUUCAACCAUCGCACGCUCAACUGACCCAGAGUCACCUGUUCCAGUGCCUCGUUCAACAGUGUCUCUCACUCCAGCAUCUCCUGCCCCUGUCUCACCUGCUCCAGUAUCACCUGUGCCACAGUCUGCUGUAAAAGACCUCACAGUGAAGACAAAAUCUCAACCAGAGCCAAAGCUAGAGCCACAAUCUAAGCAAGCUCCUGAACCAAGCUCCAGUGUUGACACGCUCUCUGCCUUGUCGGACACCUUAAUUUCUUUUGACACAAGUUUAUCCAGCUUUAAGGGUGGUGAGCUGGUGCUGGCAAAGAAAGAAGGAGGCUCAGCUGAAAGCUGCAACACAGAGGACAGUGUUGGGCAGGGUCCAGCUCCAUCACGCAGCAAUGGCGAACCAUUAACAGAUGAUCUCCUGGGCCUCAGUGAUGGUCCAGAAGAAUCAGCAGUGCCUGUUCCCUCCAGCCCAGGAUGCUGGAGUCAGGAUUUGCUUAGUGGACUAGACAGUGAGUGCAACCCAGUAAAGACAAGUGGCACCCUGGAUCUUCUGGCCAAUGUAAUCAAUACAGAGGCACGCAGUCUCAACAUGGAGCGAGAGGAGGAGAAGCAGACAGAUGAGACAGUCAAGGAAACACAAAGCUCUUCUGACCUGCUCCAGCCCUUCUCUGAUAUUUCCAUCAACAGUUCAUCACCAUCAUCCAAGGAGAACAAAAGUUUAAGCCCAGAAAUAAACAUGAGCAGUAACGCACUAGAAUCCCUUGCAGAUGACAUAAUCCCUAUCAACACCAACACCACAAGACCAAGUUCUCAGCAGCCCGGGACACGUACAGGGGAAGCGAGCAACCCUCAGCAGACUUAUUCAGAAGAGAGCCAAGAAGAUGAACCAGAAGCAGAAGGCCAAGCUGAAGAUCAACACACACUGAUCAUGUUUGAGCGAAAAUCUACUAAAAAUGACUCCCCAUGGAACAGAUGGACAUCACCCACUGUUUAUACAAUCACCACUAUGACAAAUGAGGAGGAGGAGGAGGAAGAAGAAGAAGGCCUUGAAGACGCACAGGCAACCACAAGCAUCACCACUAUCAGAGAGACACAAAGAGAGCCAGAGCCUGUUAUGGAUCGCUAUUCCAGGACUGUGGAAAAAGAGGAGCAGCUUUUCCAAACUCCAGAAACCAAAAAGGGGUUUGUUUAUGUGAAGGAGUAUGUUAAUGCAACUGAGCUGUCCUUGCAUAAUCUCACCGACACCACCGACAGUGGGUCAGAUCAUUUGGCUUCAAGCUCUGCCAGUUACUCUUACAGCAGCCCCUCUAGUUUCUCAAGCAUUAUGCUGUCAUCCACCUGCACGUACUGCGGUGAGCAGGUGGGAAACGAUGCUAAGAUCACCAUUGAUCACCUGAACAUCAACUGCCACCCUGACUGCUUCAAGUGUGAAGUGUGCAGAAAGCCUAUGGGAGACCUUAUCUACAACAUGUUCCUACACGGUGGGAAGGUCCACUGCGAGAACUGCUACGCUGCCAUCAUUUGAUCAUCAAAACUCAUCAUCAGCCUCUUCUUCAAAACUUUUCCUUCAUGUUCAUUUAAUUAUAAAGUGAAAAUGUGCUUACAAAGUUUGCAUUUGUUUUAACUUCAUAAUAGUAUACUUUAUGAUGAUGAGAUUACUUCCUGUGGAUUCUUAUAUUAGUUUACAUGUUUUUUUUUAUGUCUCAAACAAAUACAAUCCUGUUUUUUUUUUUUUGUGGUAAUUUUUUUUUUUUUUGCCUUGGUUAUGAAGGAUUUGUCUGUCGAAGAAGUGUUGCAUACACAUCUAUGUACAGACUCAUUGGAUAGUGGGUUCAAUAUUAUGUUUACUUCUUUUACUUUUCUUCAUACAAAAUAAUGUGUUGACAUGUUUGAUUGCUUUGUUAACUAAAUAAAAUGGUUUAUAAAA
This is a messenger RNA of Melanotaenia boesemani (Boeseman's rainbowfish), 6247 nucleotides long. It is a transcript of the gene znf185, whose product is annotated as zinc finger protein 185 with LIM domain. The coding region runs from base 1784 to 5845 and encodes 1353 amino acids. The record is from RefSeq and is a predicted model, not a curated record. The transcript has 32 exons. Lineage: Eukaryota; Metazoa; Chordata; Actinopteri; Atheriniformes; Melanotaeniidae.